Messenger RNA from Phodopus roborovskii (desert hamster), 1466 nucleotides. It is a transcript of the gene Rapsn, whose product is annotated as receptor associated protein of the synapse. Gene Ontology annotation, cellular component: synapse. Gene Ontology annotation, biological process: chemical synaptic transmission. The transcript is spliced from 8 exons. Gene Ontology annotation, molecular function: protein-membrane adaptor activity; acetylcholine receptor binding. The coding region runs from base 137 to 1375 and encodes 412 amino acids. The record is from RefSeq and is a predicted model, not a curated record. NCBI's taxonomy places the organism in Eukaryota, Metazoa, Chordata, Mammalia, Rodentia, Cricetidae.
AGCCCUGCUCAGCUCCUGGUGUUGCUUUUCCCUCCCAGCGGUCAGUGGGCAACCGGUACUGUGGAUCCAACACUAUGAGGGUCUAGAGGCACCUAGCCUACCACGGUCUUUCCCUGAGUGGCCAGGCUGUGGGAGGAUGGGGCAGGACCAAACAAAGCAACAGAUCGAAAAAGGACUACAGCUAUACCAGUCCAACCAGACAGAGAAGGCACUGCAGGUGUGGAUGAAAGUGCUGGAGAAGGGCUCCGACCUCGUGGGCCGCUUCCGAGUGCUAGGAUGCCUGGUCACGGCUCAUUCAGAGAUGGGCCGCUACAAAGAGAUGCUGAAGUUUGCUGUGGUCCAGAUUGACACUGCACGGGAGCUGGAGGAUGCCGACUUCCUGCUUGAAAGCUACCUGAACCUGGCACGCAGCAAUGAGAAACUGUGUGAAUUCCACAAAACCAUCUCCUACUGCAAGACCUGCCUUGGCCUGCCUGGCACCCGGGCUGGUGCCCAGCUUGGGGGCCAGGUCAGCCUGAGCAUGGGCAAUGCUUUCCUGGGCCUUAGCCUCUUCCAGAAGGCCCUAGAGAGCUUUGAGAAGGCCCUGCGCUAUGCCCACAACAAUGAUGACACCAUGCUGGAGUGCCGAGUCUGCUGCAGCCUGGGCAGCUUUUACGCCCAGGUCAAGGACUAUGAGAAAGCCCUGUUCUUUCCCUGCAAGGCUGCAGAGCUUGUCAACGACUAUGGCAAAGGCUGGAGCCUCAAGUAUCGGGCCAUGAGCCAAUACCACAUGGCUGUGGCCUACCGCCUGCUAGGCCACCUGGGCAGCGCCAUGGAGUGUUGUGAGGAGUCCAUGAAGAUUGCCCUGCAGCAUGGUGACCGGCCACUGCAGGCACUCUGUCUGCUCUGCUUUGCUGAUAUCCACCGAAGCCGUGGGGACCUGGAGACAGCCUUCCCUAGGUAUGACUCUGCUAUGAGCAUCAUGACAGAGAUUGGAAACCGCCUGGGGCAGGUACAUGUGCUGCUGGGUGUGGCCAAGUGCUGGAUGGCCAGGAAGAUGAUGGACAAGGCUUUGGAUGCUAUUGAGAAAGCUCAGGACCUGGCUGAAGAAGUUGGAAAUAAGCUGAGCCAACUCAAGCUGCACUGCCUGAGUGAGGGCAUCUACCGCAGCAAAGGGCUGCAGCGUGAGCUGCGCACGCACGUAGUGAGGUUCCACGAGUGCGUGGAGGAGACUGAACUCUACUGCGGCCUAUGUGGUGAGUCCAUCGGGGAGAAGAACAGCCGGCUGCAGGCCCUGCCCUGCUCCCACAUCUUUCAUCUCAGAUGCCUGCAGAACAACGGCACUCGGAGUUGUCCCAACUGCCGCCGCUCCUCCAUGAAGCCAGGCUUUGUGUGACUUCAGGGGCCAUCUUGGGCUUUUCCACCACCUCCCUUGGCUCCUUCUCCAGCAUCAAGCUGGAAGCCCUAGCGAAAUCCUAGGGUAGCUG